AUGGGGGACGAAUCAAAUCCACCGCCACGAACCAAGGACCUUGGAUCACCGUCCAUCCAAUGUCCGAUGUUAACUUCGAUAAACUAUACAGUUUGGUCGAUACGUAUGAGAGUCACGCUUCGAGUUAGCGAGGUGUGGGAGACUAUUGAUCCUGGAUCCACCGAUCAGAAGAUGAACGACGUGGCGACUGCUCUUCUGUUUCAAUCCAUCCCCGAGUCACUCAUCCUGCAAGUUGGAGAUCAAGGUUCGGCUAAAACCCUAUGGGAAGCCAUACGAGCACGUCACCAAGGUGCGGAACGUGGGAAGGAAGCGAUACUUCAAACCCUACUUGCAGAUCUUGAUCGGGUAACGAUGAACGAUACCGACUCUGUUGAUGAUUUUGCUGGCAAGAUCUCAGGCCUAGCAUUGCAGUCAGCUUCUUUGGGAGAGAUCAUUGACGAAUCAAAGUUGGGGAGGAGACCCGGAGUGAAGACCAAGCAAAACUUAUGUUUUCAAAUUCAAACAAUCAAGGAAACUAUGGUGGAUAUCAAGGAAACAGAGGAGGCUAUAACAGAGGAGGUUAUGGUCGAAGAGGAAGCAGUCGAGGAGGAUAUGGUCGUGGUGGAUAUGGUCGAGGUGGUUUUGGUCGUGGUAACUACAGUGGAGAUAGUUCUGGCAGAGGCAGGGGAUGAGGAAGGUCACUACGCAUCCUCAUGUCAAGCGAAAGAAGUUGCACAUCAAGAGACAAAUCUGAAUGAAACUCAUGAAGCUGAUGCACUUUACGUUCAUGAGGUGGUGUUCUUGAAUGAGGAUAAGGUGUUUCCCAAGAACUAUGAUACUAACAAUGAAAGUAUAUGGUAUCUUGACAAUGGUGCUAGCAACCACAUGACGGGAAACAAAGAAUUCUUCUCAAGCCUAGACACGAGCAUCAGAGGGAAGGUCAAGCUUGGUGAUGGCUCGUUUGUUAACAUUGUUGGGAAGGGAUCGAUUGUAUUUGUGGGAAAAACGGGUGAGAGGCGAUCACUCAAGGAGAUUUACUACAUUUCGGACCUGAAGCACAACAUUAUCAGUUUAGGACAAGCGACUGAAUUUGGAUGUGAAGUGAACAUGAAGGGAAACAUGUUAACUUUAAGCGAUCCUGCUGGGCGGUUGUUGGUAAGAGUCACGAGAUCAUCAAACCACUUGUACAAGACGCCAAUGGAGGUUGAGUAUCCUAAGUGUCUUUAUAUCCAAGAUAACGACACUACUCUAACAUGGCAUGCACGGCUGUGA
Molecule: messenger RNA, 1251 nt
Organism: Camelina sativa (false flax)
Lineage: Eukaryota; Viridiplantae; Streptophyta; Magnoliopsida; Brassicales; Brassicaceae
Source: RefSeq, a predicted model, not a curated record